Messenger RNA from Cyprinodon variegatus (sheepshead minnow), 10104 nucleotides. RefSeq names its product cadherin-4-like. Gene Ontology annotation, biological process: cell-cell junction assembly; adherens junction organization; cell morphogenesis. Gene Ontology annotation, cellular component: adherens junction; plasma membrane; catenin complex. Bases 19 to 2610 code for a protein of 863 amino acids. The transcript is spliced from 14 exons. The record is from RefSeq and is a predicted model, not a curated record. Gene Ontology annotation, molecular function: calcium ion binding; cadherin binding. Lineage: Eukaryota; Metazoa; Chordata; Actinopteri; Cyprinodontiformes; Cyprinodontidae.
GUGAAAUUUGAUGACUGCAUGGGGAAUGAGGCCGUGGUUUUCCAGAGCAGCGACCCCGUCUUCAGCGUGCGGACAGAUGGAUCCAUCUUUGCCAAGGGAGAGGGAGCUAGCCUGGAUGAGCCGGUUCAGUUUAAAGUGACAGCGCAUGGUUCUCACAGAAAUGUCUGGGAUACUGUGGUUCAGCUGGCACCAACUGACCUGUUCUCAGCAGGACAAAAUCAAAAUAAGGUCACAGAGGAAGAAGGGGACAUCAGUGAGAAAAACAAGAAGAAGGAUACGUUCCAGGCGCCACAUCCUGUUAUAACGUUCCCAGAGUCCCACUUCCACAGCACCAAGGGUCUCCGAAGGCAGAAGAGAGACUGGGUGAUCCCACCCAUCAAUGUGGCAGAAAAUUCACGUGGACCAUUCCCUCAGAUGCUCGUCAGUAUUCGUUCAGACCAGGAUCAGGACAUCUCAAUUCGAUACAGCAUCACUGGAGUGGGAGCAGAUCAACCGCCCAACGAGGUGUUCAGUAUUGACCCUGUGCUUGGAAAGAUGUUUGUCACCAAACCUCUGGAUCGAGAGCAUCGAUCUUCUUAUCAUCUGCGAGCCCAUGCUGUGGACAUGAAUGGGAACCAGGUGGAGAACCCUAUUGAUCUCUACAUAUUUGUUAUUGACAUGAACGACAACAGACCCGAGUUCAGAAACCAGGUUUACAAUGGAUCUGUGGAUGAAGGUUCUAAGCCAGGAACUUACGUGAUGCACCUGUCUGCCUUUGAUGCUGAUGACAACACCACAGCCAAUGGAAUGGUUCGGUAUCGGAUCCUGUCCCAGACACCCCAUAGCCCGAUCCCCAACAUGUUCACCAUCAACAGUGAGACAGGGGACAUAAUGACGGUAGCGCCUGGACUGGACAGAGAGAAAGUGUCACAGUACACCAUCAUCGUGGAAGCCAGGGAUAUGGAAGGAAAUCUCAACUUUGGCCUUUCCAACACAGCCACAGCUAUCAUCACUGUCACAGACAUCAAUGACAACCCUCCCAUGCUGACCUCAAGAACCUUCUCAGGUGAGGUCACAGAAAACACAGUGAAUGUGGUGGUGGCAAAUCUGACUGUUCUAGAUGGCGACCAGCCUCACUCACCUAACUGGAACGCCGUGUACAGGAUCAUCAGCGGGGACCCAAUAGGGCACUUCACUAUUCGCACAGACCCUGUUAGCAAUGACGGCCUCGUCUCUGUGGUGAAGCCAGUUGAUUUUGAGAUGAACCGUGCCUUCAUGCUCACGGUGGUGGUGUCUAACCAGGCCCACCUAGCCAGUGGGAUCCAGUCUUCGCUUCAGUCAACCGCUGGUGUCACCAUAUCUGUGAAGGAUGUCAACGAGCCACCUUAUUUCCCCACCAACCCUAAACAGAUCCGAUUCGAGGAAGGUGUUCCCACUGGCACCAGCCUGACCACUUUCUCAGCUUCAGAUCCUGACAGACUCCAGAUGCAACAGAUAAUCAGGUACUCAAAGCUGAAUGACCUCGCAAACUGGCUAUCUAUCAACAGAACCAGCGGUCAGAUAGUAACUACAGGAGUUCUGGACCGGGAGUCUGUCUAUGUAAAAAACAACAUUUAUGAGGCUACUUUUCUGGCUAUAGACAAUGGCUCCCCUGCAGCCAGCGGCACAGGCACGCUGCAGAUUUAUUUGAUAGAUAUUAAUGACAACCCCCCAGUGCUUGUACCAAGGGAGUCUCAGAUCUGCGAAAGGAUGAACAAGAACGUCAAUGGCUUCAACAUCACUGCUGCUGAUGCUGACACAGACCCCAAUGCCGGUCCCUUUGUCUUUGAGCUGCCCAACUUCCCAAGCAGCAUCCGACGCAACUGGACCACUACACGAAUCAGUGGUGAUUAUGCCCGCCUGGCUCUUCGAUACCAAGUUUACUUGGAACCAGGAAUGUAUGAGGUCCCUGUCAUUGUGUCAGACUCGGGCAACCCACCGUUGUCCAACAGGUCCAUUAUCAAAGUGAAGGUGUGUCCCUGCGAUGAAAAUGGAGACUGCACAACACUCGGUGCCGUUGCAGCCGCUGGCCUUGGAACUGGAGCCAUUAUCUCCAUCCUAAUCUGCAUCAUCAUUUUGCUUUGCAUGGUGCUGUUGUUUGUGGUGUGGAUCAAGCGCAGGGAGAAGGAAAGGCAGACAAAGCAGUUGCUGAUUGACCCUGAAGAUGACGUCCGUGACAACAUCCUCAAAUACGAUGAAGAGGGGGGAGGCGAAGAGGAUCAAGACUAUGAUUUGAGCCAACUGCAGCAGCCAGACUCUUUAGAACACAUCAUCACCAAGCCGCCGGGCAUACGCAGAGUUGACGAGAGACCCAUUAUCCCAGAGUCACAGUACCCGAUCAGACCAGUUGUUCCCCAUCCUGGAGAUAUUGGGGACUUCAUCCAUGAGGGUCUGCGGGCUGCAGACAAUGACCCCACAGCCCCACCGUAUGAUUCCCUGCUCGUCUUCGACUAUGAGGGCAGUGGCUCCACCGCCGGCUCAGUCAGCUCCCUCAACUCUUCCAGCACAGGAGAUCAGGACUAUGACUACCUCAACGAAUGGGGACCGCGCUUCAAGAAGUUGGCCGACAUGUACGGGGGCGGGGAUGAUUAAUAAAUGAUCUUGGCCCGUCCUGCACAUGCGCACACACACGCACCCUCGACCCAUCAGCUGGCCUGCCAAGCUCUGUCUCCAUAACAGAAUGGGGCAAUUGAACCCUACUUGAACACAAAUUAAGGAUGACAUAUUCAUACGGACCAACCAAACAAUUUAGUAGCCGCAACAGAGGACCAGUGUCGUAAGUCCCUUCCAGGAGCUCUUCUUUACCUGCUCCUGCUCUAAGCCUGUCCAAGACUGUAAUGGAAGCUCUUAUUUGCAGGCUUUGUGUGAGUUUUACUUUCAAACACAUGUACUUCUGUUACACCUUAGUUUUGUUUUUUUGUUGUUGUAGACUUCAGUUACUGUGUUUUAGGUUUCUAUUGCUUUUUCCUGUUCUCAGUCACAUUUAAUUCAGAAAUACCCCUUUCCUGAGAGAUUCCACUUUUCCCUCACUGUAAGCCCCCCCUGCCUGCAUCUUUGAAGGAGCUUUAGGUUUUAGAUAGAUGCUUUAUCUGAGGCAAACAAAAGGGAAAAGAAGGUAACCCAGAUAUGAAGUUGUCUUUUCUUGGAGGGCCCUGAUUCAUUCUUUCCACAACUUGAAUUACUUAGAACAGAAGCACUGUUGUUUAAAAAGUGCCUUCACUGGUGCGUUCUUUUAGCAAACUUCAGCUUACUCAGGAUUGGUUGCCAUUCUCUGGGCUUGCAGGCCCCGACAUGACCCCAGACCCUUUAAUUCAGACCUCCCUUGUUAUUUCUCCUGUCCGGCAGGGCCGUUACAUCCGGAGGAGAUCUCAGUGCUGGUUUCAGAGGAGCAGCGACUGGUUUCAGAGAGCGGUUCAUGUAGACGUACAUAGGCCUACAGUGUGUCUCUGGGUGAUGGACUAAUCAUCAGAUUUUUGGAAAGUCAGACGUACUGUGCUCCUAGAUCACAGUUUGCUGGAAUGUGACUGCUGAAAUCGCAGAAACAGACUGUCUUAGAUGAAAAAAUGCAUUGUGUGUUGGUUACUUGUAGCAACAGCAGCUGUGUUUGUUUUGAGAUACUGAGUGUUUGAGGGACUUGGCUCGUUACUAAAUAUGGCUGACAAGUAAAUGUACUUAUGGAGAUUACUUAAGAGUCUGGCUUUAAGAUCAUCCAACAUUUGUAUAUUAAAUAUUUGGGUCAAAUGUGUUUAAAUUUGAAAAUGAGGAAGGAUAAACAAUCAAUAACAUAUAUUACUAAAGGAACAACACAGAUAUGCAAAUUUGUUUUCUAGCUGUGGGUUGAAUCAUUCGCUCCUCUAGCCUUCAAUAUUAUUUUAGUCAGUCCAGUUCCUUUAUCCUUUAACUUUUGAGAUACAAUUUAUGAUUCUAGACAGAGCAACAUACAUUAGAGGUGCACAGAAAUAGAUUCCAGUUUUAUUUAGUGCUUCUAACUUGUGAGCAGUAGGUCAGAACUCACAAAAAUCUGUCAUUUUAGGUAUAAUUCACCAUUGGUCACAAGUUGGUGGGUCUAACUUGUGAGCACUAGGUUAUUGCAUCCAGUGAAUGCACCAUACAAGUCAUAGAAGUGGCAACACUUAAAUAUGAAAGUUGUUACUGUGGGAAGAAUAUGCAAAGUUAACCUUUUAGUUAGCUAUUUAGAAUUUUUUAUGUUGGAUUAAAGGAUGAAGGACAUGAAAAGAACAUGUUGAGUGGGAAGAUCAGUGAAUCUUGUCAACAGCAAACACCCUUUAAAAACUGCCCAAAUAAUUCUUAUUCUAAUAAAUGUAAAAAUAAUGAAUGUCAGUAUUACGUAGCACAAUCAAAUAUUAUGACAGCAAAAUAGUUAAGAUAAAUUAUUUUAGUAUCAAAGGCAGUCAUGUUAAAAAAUAAAGAAAUUAUAAUGUAGUUAUACAGUAAGAAUAGUUGUUUUUUUUUUCACGAGCUGUAGCGUCAAAAAGUCAUCUCUAUGGUUACGGUUACACUGCAGGUCUUGAUGCUCAAUUCAGAUAUUUUUGUGAAAUCCAAUUUCUUUGCACGAUUGUUCACGUUUCCAAAUAAAUGCAACCUGUAUGUAUGUGUGUCACUUGGCUAUGUGGUACUGGUUGUUUUUCUUCCUGCUUCUGUGUAGCCAGAUGCAAGUAUAACUGACAUUCAAGUCGGAUUAAUGCGACCUGGCUUUUCAGAGUACAAAUUCAGGUCACAUUUGAAAACAUCCGAUUUAUAUCAGAUUCAGCACCACAGAGCCAAGUGGCCUGGAACAAAUCAGAUCUGCGUUGUCAUGAAAAGAUCAGAUACAGGUCGCAUAUGACCAAAAAAGUCAGAUUUGGGUCACUUGGCUAUGUGGUCCUGAAUCCAAUACGUUUCUGAUCUUUUCAAAUGCGACCUGUGUCUGAACGGUGAGGUCGCUUUCAUCCGACCUGUACACAAUUAAUACUCUUUAUUUUUAACCAUCUUGAAAAGAUUGAGUUUAUAAGGUUGGGAAAGAUCACUAGAUGCGCUCCCGCACUACCAUCCAUGUUAACACAGAGCAUGCUUUCUUGUGACGUCAUUGUGUCCUCUACUGCGCAUGCUGGACAGUUGAAGUUCAAAAAGAAAGGAUUCAUCUAGAGCAAUUUUAUUGUGUGGCUUGUCUAAAUUGCGCUAAAAAUGCUCCAAGUAAUAAAAAUCAAGAGAAUUUCACAGUAUGCUGGGCGCCUCUAGCGCCUUUAGAGCAGUCACAUGACAAAACACAGCUGUGACGUCAGUGUAGUCAAACGUCUUAGGGCGGGUGUAUAGAACAACUACUUCACGCAUUGUUAAGCACAGUGAAAGGAUCAUUAAAACGUCGUUACAAUGAUCUUUUGUACUGCUGGUAAUUGUAGGAAUGGCUUUGGAUCGGGAAAAAUAAUGUUUAAUUAUCAGAAGGACCCGGUUUUGCGUCAAAUUUGGUUCCGGAAAGUAAAUAGAUAAGACAAAAAUCAAUCUGUGGCAUCCAAACUGAUACAGCAAACUAUUUUCAGAUCACAUCACGGCAGAUUCUUUUAUCAUCAAUCCUGCUCUCACAGCAUCAGUUGGAUUUAAUAUACCAAAGUAUCCAUGGCAUGUUUUCUCUGUUGUAUAGCUUUAAUAAAGUGCCUGAUGGCAAUAAAGCUGAUUUAAAGCAUUGUUUUUUUUUUUUUCAUAAAACAACAGACCCUAGCUAGUUGCACAGUUUAGUAUAGCCGCAGCUUUAGACAGAUUUCCAUAUCAUUAUGGGCCGUGCUCCAGAACAACAACCGCAAUGGAUAACAUUCAGUUACCGCAGGCAGAGACCCACAGCUCGAACCCCACGCCCGGAGCGAUGAGUCGAACGGGUAAAAACCACAUCCGAAGGACAAUGUUAGCCACCCACACAGCAGAAAGGAAAGGGUUCUUGGACCGCUCGCUGCAAUCGGAUUACCGAGGGACCGCUUUCCCCAUCCAGGCACAGCAGCGGAGCACAGCCUGCUUUCCAGAACAGCCAGAACCGCACAGAGGGCUCAAACACUGACCGCCAGCCUUCACGCCCGGCCGCAGAAGCACGAUGCCAAACGAAACAAACCUGGUCACCACAGAACCAAUCCAAAUCCUGUGAUUCCCUCUUCAAACAAAAGGUUAGACUCUGGUUUAAACUAAAAAGCACAGUCCUAUCUGGAAAAUGUUCUGAAAGAUAAUGAACUUCUUCCACAAGCUCUGCAUAAGAUCAAAGAACAUUUAGCAGCGGUGAUUAAUCCAGUGAGUUUCAUAUUCAAAUUGUUAAAAACUCGAUCACAAAGGUGAAUAAGCAUUGACCUGCUGUGUAAAAUGACCACUUCCUGACUAAACUGACGUCAUGGCAUCCUACAGUGUCUCAGUGGGUCACGUGACCGAAUGAGGAAUUUAGCGUUGUCUGCUAUCGUGAAUCAUUUUAUGCUAUAAACAACAAAAUGCUGGAUUUCUUUUUUUUUUUGUGAUUUAUUUAAUUUUGUACAUACUAUCAAAUGAGAGCUAUAUGCAUGUGUUUUCUAGUUGAACUUUAAGCUGUAUGAAUGCAUUUCACUCAGGAGAUCACAUACAAGUUGCAUAUAUUUGGAAAUGUGAACAGCAACGCAAAAAAAAAAAAAAGAAUCGGAUUUCAAAAACAAAUAGGAAAUGAGCAUUAAGGCCUGAAGUGUGAACGUAGCCUUAGUCAUGCAUUUGUUCUGUCCAGCCACUGAACGAGGUGAGUCCAAUCUGCAAAGUGAAUUCAAUUGUGAAGAUUGGACUCACCGGGUUCAGUGGCUGGGCAGAACACAUGCAUGCCAUGGAGAAGACUUGAUGACUCCACAUCUCCCACCUCUGGCACAAGCUACAUUAGCUUAGCUUAUAUACUUAGUUUUGGUUUUAUCUUGAAGCCAAUAGUGGCAUGUUUAUGUAUGUUCCGUAAUCAAUCACACUGCCAGUCACCAGAAUGUUUUUAUUCACAUAAAGAUUUUAGAUUUCUUUUAAAACAUCUACUCUAUGCGUCAUGCGCAGAUACCGGUAACUUUAAUCGUAAACAGAAUUAUUUUAAAGAACUUUUAAAAAUGUCAACUCUCUUUUAAGUUUUUCUUUGUUUUAAAAUUGCAAAACACCAAUCACACAGUGUGAUGCAUCUGUUGUUCCUAUUUAUAAUGUAUGCAGUUGUAAUAGGCUUAAAAAAUCAAUACUGUAAGUGAUAGCUUCUUAAAAGAAACCAGACAUGACCUGCAUAUAUCUGCUGACCUAAAUCUGCAAAAGAUAAAUAAAUCUGAUGCAUCCAUAUUAACACUGGUGGGAAAAAGCCACAGUAAGGAGCUUAAUACAGUCUCAAACUAGCCCUCUCUAGGCUGUGAUCCAUUCAUUAGAAAGUUUUUCUCAAAAAGCCUGACAUCUAAGAAAGGUAGGCUCAUGUAAAUUGAAUGUUCCUUAAUUAUUAGAUCCCCCUUAAUUAAUUUUCUGCCUGAAUUGAAGCUUUUAAAAAAGAAAUAACACAUCAGGAACUGCUGAAGGUCAGCUAAACAUAGUCUGCUCAUCAAGUUAUUUGAAUGUGCAAACUAUCUUACAAAGCUACAGUAAGUAAUUAAUAACAGAAAUUAAUGAGAACAUCAUUUAUUCAGAUACUGGUAGAUUUGUACUGACUUUUAAUUAUAACACAAGGUCUGUAAGGGAAAGAUCAGUUACUUUAUCAAACUUUUCUUAACUUAACCUUAAGACAUAGAAUACAAUAAAACUACUCUGUUUUGAAAAAAAAAAGACAAGCAAGUUGGCAUGUUUUUUAACAAUAUAAUAUCAUGGUUUCACUGUAUCUUCAUUAACACAAAAGAUUAAAACCAAAUAACAUAACGUGAUCUAAUUGCUUUUAUUUGAACAAUUAAAGCAACUAAGAUUACUAUGGCUGCCAAAAAAACAAAUAUUAUUUGUUAUAUUUAUGGUAUCUAUACCAUACUUUAUUCAAAUCCAUAGAUUUGUUAAAGUGGCCGCACCCUGUUAAAAAUGUUUGUAGGCAUUAAAUAAUUUUUGCAACAUUACAUAGGUAAAAUAUUAAUGCUACAGAAUAUGACCCACUGUUCAUUUAUAUAUAUUAGCUUAAGUAUAACAGGUAAGCUAACAGCUUCUUUUGCUGAACUCUAUCCUUGGUUAAAGCAUUCAAUUUAGACUAGGGAAAAGUAUAGUUGGUUUUAUUCAGAUGGGUAACAAGCAAUGCACAGCAACAGGUGGGGGAAGGAAAGUGCUCCAUUCACUGAUCCUAUCCUAUCCAAUCUCACUCAAAAGAAAGUAGAAAAGUGAUGACAGAUCAUUUACGCAUCUUCAAAACCAUUGCUCUGUAAAAUCCUGGCACAUUUUUAUACCGCUUAGCAUCAUAUAAUCAAAAAUAUGAAGAAAGAGUGAAAAUAACAGGUGAGAAAAAAAAAUAUAGAAGUAUAUAGAAAUUGGAGAGUGUUAUUUGCCUAUACAAAAAAGAAACAAAACCAAUCAAGUGUUAAUAACAAGGUGAAGAGGUUCACUUUAGUUCAGUUCAGAUUGAUAAGUAUUAAUUGCUAUUUAUGGAACCAAGAAGUGGUGAUGAACAGGAUAGCUGGUGGUGCAGAUAUGAGAACAGAGAGAGAGGUUUCCACAGCUCACUGCUAGAUAAGCUCUAAUCUGUGCUUGCCUCUCAGUCUGAAGUAUAUCCUCACAAAAUAAACACAGCUGUUAGUUCAUAUUUGUGAUUCUUUCUGACAUUUAAAUGUUGUACAUAUAGAGUCUUUUUUAUACAUGUGGUGACAUUACAUUUUCUUUACUCCCCCCCCCCACUAUUGUUUGGUUUCAAAUAAAUACUUGGCAUAUAUUUCACAAAAAGCAAUGUGCAUUUACUGGAAUUUGUAUAAAUAUGUACGGGCAGACGACCAUACUUGUAUCUCUUCAUCAUGGCGAGAGGGUUCCACUCCAAACCAACCUGUACAGUACUCACUCCUCUAGGCCUUACUGUAUAUAUAUAUGAGAGUGUUCUAUAUUAUAGGAAAAUAUUCUGUAUUGUUUUAAUUUGUCUCAAAAGCAGCACGAAGACUGAUGGCCAUUCUUUCUCCAAAGAAUGAAGAAAUGUAUAGCUGAUGUAUGAUUAGACUGUCAAAUUAGAUUUGGGGUCAAACAGAAAGUGGUAACCAACCUUUUUGAACCCUGUUGCAUAUGACAAAUUAUGACAAAGGCACUGAAUGUUUUCAGGCUCUGUAACGCUUGGCAUUAGGGAAGAGUGCAUCAAAAGUAACUUGACCCCAUUGAUCUUCAAAAUAUGAGGCAAAAUAAGAAAAGUUUGUUUGUUUUUUACUUACAAUGUUGAUUUAUUGCAGUGACAUUCUCUUGCUAUUGAAAGGGGAGAAUUCACAAAUGAAAACCAAGAAAGAACAAUCGCACUGCCAAAGUUCUUACUUAAGUUAUGCUUGAUGUUUGGAGUUACUCGUAGAAGACGGCGCCAUUGCUGGUUGUUGCGGACUCUACAACCAUGGACACAGACCUGAAGGGAGAUCCCAAAAGAUGCCAAACUUUUGUUCUGCUAUGACCUGAAUCCUAAAUAUUGGCAGGAUUUCAUAUGAAAUCUAGUAUUUAGGUCCAAGUGUACAUGAUGUAAUAUUUGCUUGAAGUUAAACAGACCAUGUUAGGCAAGCUGUAACUGUAAAAUUGAAGCUUUUUUGCAUGUGUCUUUUUUAUAAUGAGCAGAUGAGUUCUACUUCACUAAACAUGUAACAAUUCAAAAACUGUGCAGCUUGCAUGACGGAGUGUGGAUUCCAGAUGGGACUCUGGUGUAUGCAUACAAAAAAAGAUGAAAAAAGAUAUUGCACAGGUAUUUAAUCAAAAACUUCUUUUGUAAAUUGCCAACAGCACAAAUAUUUUAUAUUGUUGUUUGUACCUUUUUUUUAGAAAAAAUCGAAAAAAAGGGAAAGAGCCUGUUAUUUCAAAAGUGUGUUUAUAGUGCCACUACAACCUUGGUUUCCAGAAUUACCAUACAGUACAUGCACAGCCUUGCAGAUGAACUUGUAAUAUAGGCGCUGAGCCAGAGAUUUCCUGUCAGCAUAAUGUGUUAUAAAUAAAAAAAUU